This is a messenger RNA of Momordica charantia (bitter melon), 2129 nucleotides long. RefSeq names its product putative inactive poly [ADP-ribose] polymerase SRO5. Gene Ontology annotation, molecular function: NAD+ poly-ADP-ribosyltransferase activity. Lineage: Eukaryota; Viridiplantae; Streptophyta; Magnoliopsida; Cucurbitales; Cucurbitaceae. The record is from RefSeq and is a predicted model, not a curated record.
UGGAUUCGAAGAAAACUAAUAGCGCACCGCCCAUCAGAAUCCCCAUAAACCGUCCAACUCCUCCUUCCACCUCAAAAAAUCCUGCAACUCUCGAUUUCCUCUUCCUCUCCCUCUUCUCCAAGUAAUUCACCCCUUCUUAUUUCUUAAUCUUCUUCCUCUUCUUAUGAACUCAUUCAAUUUCUUCUUCUUCUUCUCUUCCUCUUCCUCUCAUAUCCCCUUUUCAAUUAACUAACUUCUUGUUUCGUGUCCGUUUUCUUUCUUGACCCCUAAGUUUGAUUUUCUUCACCGACUUCCGAUUGGCGGCGAUGGGUUUCUUUUCUUCUCCCAGAAGACUACUGGGUUCUAUUUAUUUUUCUGUUUAUUCCCCUCCUCUUCCAUAAUUUUUCUCUUCUUUCUGUUCUUCCUCCGGAGUUUUUUUUGUAGCUUGUGUCGUAUAUAAACUUCUUUUCGCGAUUGAAACCAUCAUUCUUCGCUUUACGAUCGUUUUUAAGCCCGAUUUCGGAUGUGUCUGUUUUAAAUAUCUGGGUCUCUGUUAUUUCGUUUCCCUACUGCUCUGUUUUAGUAGUUUAGAUUUUUAAUCGAUGGAGAACGAUCAGGAUCAAUGUCGGUUACAGUUUCGUCAAUAUGGAAGCAAUCAUCGCCAUCUGAAUGGAGUUGAGGGUUUGGAUUCCAAGACUUCGGGAAACCGUGAAUCCGCCGACCGAUUCUCCGAUGCCGGAGAUUCGACCGGCCCCGAUCAGGACUCGAUGGUUUCGGACUCUGAGAGCGGAAUCUCAGGGCCCAGUAUGGAGCAAUUGGAAUGGCUCAACGAAGGGUUAGUGAAACUUGUUGAAGAAGACAAAAUCCACGACCUGAUCAAGAGAAGAUUCGUUUCUAGUUUGGGAUUACUCGGUCCGCAAACCACGGUCACGGCCGUUUACAAAAAUAGUCAUUCUACCCAUAUUGGGCAAGCUCGUCUGCACACGUUUCAGAUUUACUCGCAAGCAAUCGAGAAGAAAAAUGGAGGUAAUGCCAAUGUGAAAUACGCUUGGUUGGGGGCUUCGAAGAAUCAAAUAAACAAAAUUCUGGGCUAUGGUUUCGCCCAUUGCAAUAAGCCCGAGGACUCGCAGUUUCUUGGCUGUGGCAUUUAUCUCUCGCCAGAUAAUCUGCCUCUAGAAAGUCUGGAAGACUCUGUUGUUGAUGAAGAUGGGUUAAGACAUCUAGUGCUUUGCCGCGUUAUAUUGGGAAAAUCAGAGUGUGUUCAUCCUGGUUCUAGACAGAGCCAUCCGAGUUCUGAAGCCUUCGAUUCUGGCGUGGACAAUCUCUUUGCACCAAAGAAAUACAUAGUUUGGAGCACUCACAUGAACACCCACAUCCUGCCUGAGUAUUUAAUCAGUUUCAGAGUUCCUCCUCGCUUCAAAGGUAUUUUUAAGACUAAACAGCCUUCGAGGAUGCCAACCUCACCUUGGAUGCCAUUUCCAACUCUAAUCUCUGUUCUCUCAAGGUUUCUUCCUGCCCCUGAAAUUGCCAUGAUUACCAAGUAUCACAAAGACCACAGGGACAAUAAGAUUUCGAGGCAUGAGCUGAUAAAGCGAGUGAGGCAGAUAGCGGGGGACAAACUGUUGAUCCAUGUUAUCAAAUCAUUCAGGGCACAGCAAAGCAAUGGAGAUGUUGGAUUUGAAGAGAAGGGAAGGAGAAAUGGGGCAAAAAGUGGACAGAAACCAGCAGCAGGGAGUGUAGAUUCACCAAUUUUGUUAGAGUAGUUGGGUUGGAAGUCUGCAGUUUCUUUGUGUAAUGCAACAAGUGGGAGAGAGAAUUCGAGUGUCGAGUUGAAGCGGAACAAUCAGUGGCUAAUCAAAACAUGUAAUCGUCUCCAUACUGUACAGCAUAGUCUUGCAAAUGUGAAGUUGUAGCAUCAUCAGCCAAAUGUUACUGUUACUGCUUCUUGAAAGAAUAAGAAAAUGACCCUUCUUAGUUUCUUGAGGAUUUUCCCACUUUUCCUUCUUAAUUUUAGAUGUGUGAACAAGGAGAUAAGAGCAGACUUCCCACAAACUUGACCUCAGCCGAUUGCAAUGUAAUAGAGAAUUUGUUCUGUUCAUAGUUUGUAUGUAUAGCGUUAAGAGAUGAAGAAAUCUAAGUUUCAUGUUACA